CUCGGCGCUCGGCUCGGUACCGCUUCGGCCGGUCCUCGGGCGGCCCCGCUUCGGGCCCCGUCCCGGCCUUCGGGCGGCCCCGGCCGGCGCCUUCGGGCGCGCUCGGCGGAGUCCGGAUGGAGGACUCGGAAGCGGCCGCGAAGCAGCUGGGCCUGGCCGAGGCGGCGGCCGUGGCGGCCGCGGCCGCUGUGGCGGCGGCGGCCGCGGCCGCUGCGGGGGGCGAAGCGGAGGAGCCGGUGCUCAACCGGGAGGAGGACUCGGAGGAUGGCGGCGACUCGGAGGCGGAGCGCGACACGCGGCGGGUGACGGCCGUGGCGGUGAUGGCUGCGGACUCCGGGCACAUGGACAUGGGCGCCGAGGCCCUGCCGGGCUCCGACGAGGCCGCCGCAGCCGCCGCCUUCGCAGAGGUAACCACCGUGACGGUGGCCAACGUGGGCUCCUCGGCUGACAACGUCUUCACCACAUCGGUGGCGAACGCGGCCUCGCUCUCAGGACAUGUGCUGUCUGGCCGGACGGCCCUGCAGCUGGGCGACAGCCUGAGCGCGGAGAAGGCCACCCUGAUCGUGGUGCACACGGACGGGAGCAUCGUGGAGACGGCCGGGCUCAAGGGCCCCGCGGCCCCGCUCACCCCAGGGCCUCCGUCCCCUCCGGCUGCUCUGGCUUCUGUCCAGGAGAAGGGCGGGACCAAGUACAACUGGGACCCCUCGGUGUACGACAGCGAGCUGCCCGUGCGCUGCCGGAACAUCAGCGGCACCUUGUACAAGAACAGGCUGGGCUCCGGCGGCCGAGGACGCUGCAUCAAGCAGGGCGAGAGCUGGUACAGCCCCACGGAGUUCGAGGCCAUGGCGGGGAGGGCCAGCAGCAAGGACUGGAAGAGGAGCAUCCGCUACGCCGGCCGCCCGCUGCAGUGCCUCAUCCAGGACGGCAUCCUGAACCCCCACGCUGCCUCCUGCACGUGCGCCGCCUGCUGUGAUGACAUGACCUUGAGCGGCCCGGUCAGGCUCUUCGUCCCCUACAAGAGGCGCAAGAAGGAACACGAGCUGCCCAGCACCCCCGUGAAGAAGGAGCCCCCCAAGAACAUCACGCUGCUCCCUGCCACUGCGGCCACGGCCUUCACAGUGACCCCCUCGGGACAGAUCACUACCUCCGGCGCCCUGACCUUUGACCGAGCGUCCACCGUGGAGGCCACGGCCGUCAUCUCCGAGAGCCCCGCCCAAGGCGACGUCUUCACAGGAGCCACGGUGCAGGAGGCGGGGGUGCAGCCCCCCUGCCGGGCCGGCCACCCCGAACCCCACUACCCCGGCUACCAGGGCAGCUGCCAGAUGACGCCCUUCCCCGAGGCUGCGCUGCCAACGGCCCACCCCAAAAUAGUGCUGACCUCGCUGCCCGCCCUGGCGGCGCCCCCCUCGGCGGCCAGCAAGGCCGUGUCGUCGGCAGUGCUGAGCGGGCUGGAGGUGCCGGAGCCGCGGAGCUGGCUGUACCUGGAGGAGAUGGUGGACUCGCUGCUCAGCACCGCGCAGCAGCUGAAGACGCUGUUCGAGCAGGCCAGGCAGGCCGGCGCCUACCGCGACGGCGCCGGGGGCCCGGCCCGAGUCCCGGCGGACGCUGAGCGGAAGGAGCGAACCUGCGUCAACUGUGGCCGGGAGGCCCUGAGCGAGUGCACCGGCUGCCACAAGGUCCACUACUGCUCCACCUUCUGCCAGCGCAAGGACUGGAAGGAUCACCAGCACGUGUGUGGCCAGGCCACAGCAGUCGCCGUGCAGGCGGACGACGUCCACGUCGCUGAGGGCGUCAUGGAGAAGGUGCCCGUGUGAAGUCUGGCGGCUGUGCCCCUUGGGGAGGACUUGGGGAGUUGAGAAAGGGAGAACUUGCUGGCCAAGUCACCAACAGACUCUCAGGGUCCCGCACCCCGGUGGGGAGGGGCUGCGUCCGGCGUGCAACCACGUGCGCCACAUGUGUCCCUGCAAUAAAGUGUGGCCCUGUCCCCUGC
Sorex fumeus (smoky shrew) is the source of this 1990-nucleotide messenger RNA. It is a transcript of the gene DEAF1, whose product is annotated as DEAF1 transcription factor. Gene Ontology annotation, molecular function: DNA-binding transcription factor activity, RNA polymerase II-specific; DNA binding. Gene Ontology annotation, biological process: regulation of transcription by RNA polymerase II. The coding region runs from base 117 to 1814 and encodes 565 amino acids. Lineage: Eukaryota; Metazoa; Chordata; Mammalia; Eulipotyphla; Soricidae. The record is from RefSeq and is a predicted model, not a curated record. The transcript is spliced from 12 exons. Gene Ontology annotation, cellular component: nucleus.